UAUUGUAGAAAGUAUAGAAUAUGUUUCCAAUAAGUAAUCUAGUCAUACCACCGCGUUCAUUAAAGGGACGUGUUCUGUGAUAAAAUUAGUGUUAAGUGUGUUAAGUGUCAAUUAUUACCGGAGAAUCGACCCUGCCGCGCCGUCAUUGAAACAACCGCUUAUUUAAUAAAUAUCACUCCCAAUAUUUACAAGCCAUCGCGAGCCUUGACAUAUUGUUAUUGUUUGUGUGUUUUGGAUUGGGUUCUGUAAUCAUGAUUUAUGAAUGAUAUAAAUUUAGACGGGCUAUCGCAGAUUAACAAAAAAUCCACGAUGGAGCCCAUCGCCGAUAGCGAUAUACCUCAGUGGAAAAAGGACUUGAUAGCCCGCCUCAGGAGUCAAAACAGAACGGCGACCGUGGCUGGUAGCGGAUCGGAUCAACAGCUGUCCGUAUCCCCCCAACACUCUUCGUCGGACCGUGCGGGACAACAACCUAGCUCAACGUGCAAGAGUGAAUCAGUAACGUCUGGCGUUUCGUGUCCGCUCGCUAGUGAACAGUGUAAUGUGAUUUCUACAACGUGUUCGCUGCCGAAACAACACAAAAUGGUGCAAGAACGCGUCUGGGUGGACGGUAAGCACGACCCCUUCGCCGAGGCCAUGAACGACAACUACGGCAACAACGGCUACCACAAAGACAGCGACGAGGACUCGGAUUCCUCGGAGGACCUGCACUACGGCCCCGGUAUAGUAAACAAGCUGAAGAACAAAUACCUGAGCUUGGCGCUGCGCGAGAGCAACGUUAGGCCGUCCAUACUGCAUAUGCGAAAGGCCACAUCUUUGGAGAACCUCCUCGACGACAACGUGCCCAAUGGAACCGGCAGAGGCAGACAGUUUCGCUCUAGGUUAAACGGCAAUGACACCGACAAGAACGUGCCGAACCGGUACAGGAAUGCCGCGCGCGGAGAGAUGAAGAGGGCCCGUUCGGUGGAAGCCAUCUCUAGAUUCGACCACCACGUUCCCCUGAUCACGGAGGUGCGUCCGAACCGGCAGUCGCUGCACGAGGAAAUGCUUAUCGCCGCCGAAAAGGAAGGAAACGACCAUCUCCACAGGAAAAUGAUGUUAGAUAACCAACUCGAAGCAAACAUCGAGAAUAAAUUUAACAGUAACAACGUCGGAACGCGCGUUAAUAGGCCGAAGAGAAUACAGCCGAUAAUGAACGAGAAGGAAAAACCACCCGCCGACGUGGUGAAGCAGGCCAAGAUGAUUUUCGAGAGGAGGCCUGAGCAACGCACCAAGGCGCCACCGCAGACGGGCGACGUAGCCGCUAAAGUGGAUAGUUUCAAUAACAUCAUCGUCAAGAACAAGGUGGAGGCCAAGACGGUAUCGAAGAAACCACCCAUUAAACACGCCAAACCAGUACUUAAUGAUAAAACGAAAAGUAAUACUCGUCCAAUGGCAAAACCCGUAGUGGUUAGUGAGGAAGUUUUGAAGUCUCCCAACCAACUCAACUCGCCACCGAGGAGCCUUGAACUGAACAAAGUGCCUAAGAAGGACUUCAAAGACGAGCUACCUCUACCCAGUCCCAUACCGGACGUCUCGAGGAUAGAUUUCCACAACAAAGGGGAAAACGAGCGUGGGAAAAACGGCUCUAGUCUUUCGGAAACGCCCGAUCUUAUCUUAACAUCUAGUCCUUUGCCAGCCGUCACUUCGCCAACAUACAAUAAGAAAAACCUCACGGAGAACUUCCUCAGAGAAGAAAUCUUAAGUUCUUCACCUUUAUUACCACGCAGCCCCCUGCUGAGCCCCACCAACAGACCGACCAGUCCCUUACUGAGUCCCAGUAGACUCCGACCGGUCAGUCCACUGUUGAGCCCUAGAAAAUCGCCCAGCCCCACGAAUUUAAAACCCACUGUCCUGAAUUACGACGCCGACGACUCGGAUGGCCCAUCAAAGAAACUUUCCCCAACGCCACACGGCACCGCGGUGUUCAACUUCACCCACCAAACCGUGAAUCAGUCACACCUUCCCGUGAACAAGAACGUGUCAAAUACGAAAACGCCCGCAACGCAACCUCUGAAAAUCGAAAUAAACGGCCAUAACGAGGCGAAAACCACCACCUCCUCCUCCACCAGGUUGCUCCAGGCGCAGCCACCGCGAUCGCCUCCGAAGUUCUCGCCCCCGCCGCCUCCUAAGAUCGAGGAGGCGGUGGAGAAGCCGGCCAUGAGCCUAACCGUGACCGAAAUCGAGAAGAACCUCAUCAACACCGUGAAGACUCUGCAGCAGCCCAACAAGGGUAGUGUGUUGUGCGUCAGCGCUAGUGUGGAAGUGGUGAACAGGAGUAUCGUGGCGACGAAGAAGGGCAGGCCUAGGGAGCCGGCCUCCAACACGGCGGUUUUCAAUUUCACCAACAGGAAGGACGUUCCGGACUACAUCUCCAACGACCGAUCGCGGUCACCUGGCCGACCCGAGCUGCCCAAGCCAGGAGAGGGCGGUAUUAUCCUGAUACCCGGCGCCACCAUCGGCGACUCCUUCACGGACGAGGACGAGGAGAUCCUGCGUUCCCUGGAGGGCCCGCCCAGUCCCUGCGACGUCAUCUUCGUAAACGACAACAUCCUCAUCGACGGAAAAUCUAGUCUAAGCCAAAAAACCAAACGGACGAAGUUGAGGAUAUCGUUCAUAGAGGCAGGCCCCGAAAUAUACGAAUACCCCUCGGAGACGUCCCUGCUGGUGGAUGAUUCACCCCAUUCGCCCGCACAAGCACAAGUCGGUCACACAGUUCCUAUUCUUGGUGGAUCUUCUCUUGCAAACUACACCCCUAAGGGCAGGGAGGACUUCCUGCCGGGGGUGACAAGAAGCGUCCAACCGAGCAUUCCAGCAAAACCCGACAUCACCGAAGUGGACGCGGGUUCGGAGCUGAUCAUAGAGGAAAUCGACAAACCUUUCAGCUCCGGCACCAACGCAGACAUUCUUUUUUAAGCUUUACCACAAAUAUACAAUUACUUUUGUACAUUGAAUUCCAUAAACACAUUCCUACAUUGGAAGAUAUCACAUUUUGGAAGUAUUUACAAAUUUGUAUGUUUAUAUUUAUUAGGUAUUAACGAUGAGUAUAGUUGCGAACUGCUUUUACGGUUUAAAACAUGUAUUUUUUCUAAGUUGUCAUCAAAUUAGAUCUUUGUGGCAUUAAGAUAAGCGCCGUGCCUCCGGGCACGGCACGAUUUACUUUUUAAAAAAGUUUAUUUAUCCACUGUAUGUUAUUUGCUCAUUUACUGAACUUAUGUAGUGUAAUUUUUUUUUAUUGUUAAUCAAUUUACCGCCAACGUUAUGACACGUAACUAAUUGUACUGAUCAAUUUACCCAACCCCCUGUAUAUUAUUUUUAAUCCAGCUUAAGUUUAGGAUUUAAUUUCUUUAAUGUUAAUUUAAAAACUGUGAUUUGAGAAAAUGUAAUGGACCAACAAGAAAGGUUAUGUAUCGCUUUUUUAUUAAUGUAGUCCGCCUGUGUUUCGUUCGAUGAUUAUUUCGUUCAUAGUCUAAUGAGAUAGGAGUCGUACGUGAAUGAAGUGCUUUGAAGAUUCGUUUUAAUCAGACUAGUAUUUAUAUGUAUUGUGAACAAACUGUAUAACUGUUUUUUUUUUUUAAAUAAAUACAGUAUUAAAUAGCA
Anoplophora glabripennis (Asian longhorned beetle) is the source of this 3636-nucleotide messenger RNA. RefSeq lists its product as uncharacterized. The transcript is spliced from 4 exons. Gene Ontology annotation, cellular component: rough endoplasmic reticulum membrane; nuclear membrane. Gene Ontology annotation, molecular function: microtubule binding. Gene Ontology annotation, biological process: neuronal signal transduction; chemotaxis. Bases 259 to 2952 code for a protein of 897 amino acids. NCBI's taxonomy places the organism in Eukaryota, Metazoa, Arthropoda, Insecta, Coleoptera, Cerambycidae. The record is from RefSeq and is a predicted model, not a curated record.